This is a messenger RNA of Pygocentrus nattereri (red-bellied piranha), 3306 nucleotides long. Its product is annotated as ATPase family AAA domain-containing protein 2-like. The transcript has 26 exons. The record is from RefSeq and is a predicted model, not a curated record. Gene Ontology annotation, molecular function: chromatin binding; ATP binding; histone binding. Gene Ontology annotation, cellular component: nucleus. NCBI's taxonomy places the organism in Eukaryota, Metazoa, Chordata, Actinopteri, Characiformes, Serrasalmidae. The coding region runs from base 114 to 3269 and encodes 1051 amino acids. Gene Ontology annotation, biological process: positive regulation of transcription by RNA polymerase II.
UGAGAUGUUGUUGCACGUUUUUCACCACAGAUACAGAGAAUAGUGGCCUUAAACGGUCCCCUGAAACCCAGAACGGCACAGGUUAUACAGCGAUUUACAGCCCAAAGAAUGACAUGGAAGACCAAACCAGUGAGCAACCAGGCAGCUCUAAUAGUGGAGGACUUCAAGAUGAGACGUCUGGCGUUGGAGAUGAUCUCUUCAUGCAGAACUCAGGCAGGGAUGUCACCCAGGAGAGGGACGACUUGCAGAGAAAGCGCUGCGCCGCCGGAGGGGGUGAUUUAAGUGAAGGGCAGCACAACACUGCAGGGCCAAAGAGAAUAAAGACAACUGAGGCGCCGCAGCAGAAAGCAGGCCAUAGUGAAGAGAAAGAUGAAGACUACGCUGAUGAGGAUGAUGAAGAGAAUGAUAGUGAGAGUAAUGAUGGUUAUGAAGAGGACAAAAAUGAUCAAGAUGACCGUAGAAAGCACUUUAUGGUCCAGCAGAGGAAGGCAGUGGACCGGCAGCAAGCUCCGCUGGGUGAGUUCAGGAACCCACCGUUUUGUAACCCUCAGGCUGCCGUAGGGAGCUUCCGCUUCAGUGACUCACUGCCCAGGACUGUGUACAGGAGAAAACACACUUGGUACAAUAAGGGCUCCUCUGAGAAGGACGAUUCUUCUGAUGAUGACAGAAGGCUCUUCCCUGUGAAUCUGCGUAAAGAGGAUAUUCUAGGCGUCCGCAAAGACCGGAUGAAGCUUGGACGAAACCUUGCUGAUGUUGACCCGAUGGAGAUCGACCAGUCGGUCCGCUUUGACAGUGUUGGAGGUCUAGACAGCCACAUCGCAGCACUGAAGGAGAUGGUAGUUUUCCCUCUGGUCUAUCCUGAGGUCUUCGACAAGUUCAAAAUCCAGCCACCAAGGGGCUGUUUAUUUUAUGGUCCUCCUGGAACAGGGAAGACGCUGGUGGCCCGCGCUCUGGCAAACGAAUGCAGUAGUGGAGAGAAGAAGGUGGCGUUCUUUAUGAGGAAGGGAGCGGACUGCCUCAGUAAAUGGGUCGGAGAGUCUGAGAGACAGCUCCGCCUGCUCUUCGAACAGGCUUAUCAGAUGCGUCCGUCCAUUAUCUUCUUUGAUGAAAUCGAUGGAUUGGCCCCAGUGCGGUCCAGCCGGCAGGAUCAGAUACACAGCUCCAUCGUGUCCACUCUGCUGGCCCUUAUGGAUGGCCUUGACAGUCGGGGAGAAGUGGUGGUCAUCGGCGCCACCAACAGACUGGAUUCCAUCGACCCAGCACUCAGAAGACCUGGACGAUUUGACAGAGAGUUUCUCUUCGGUUUGCCAGACAGAGAGGCUCGAAAGGCUAUUUUGAAGAUUCACACCAGGCAGUGGAAGCCUUCUCCGUCUGACGCCUUCCUCGAGGAGCUGUCAGAUAAGUGUGUCGGUUACUGCGGGGCAGACGUUAAGGCCGUGUGUACGGAAGCCGCUCUCUGCGCUCUGCGCCGUCGCUACCCUCAGAUCUACGGCACCUCCAGCAAACUCUUGCUCGACGUGAACUCCAUCUCCAUCUCUAGCCGGGACUUCGUGUACGCGAUGAUGAAGAUGGUGCCGGCGUCUCAGCGGGCCGUCUCCUCGCCCGCUAGAGCCCUGGACCCUGUGCUGCAGCCGCUGCUGAGCUCCUUACUCGCCAACAUAUUGACCGUUCUGCAUAGGAUUUACCCUCACGCAGAGCAGGGGCUCAAACGGGAGAGGGACAGCGGCCUUGUGGGUCAUAUCCUGGACGAUGAACUGAUGUACGUUGACGAUGAGACUCCGUCCACCAGAUCUGACUGUAACGGUGAAUUCACACACAGCGGCGGGAUUUUGCCUCUGUCUUUUGCCUCCGUUCAUAGAAACGCAGCCCUCCAGCCCACCUCCUGCCGUCCGCGGUUGCUCCUCUCUGGUGGUCCCGGCUCAGGGCAGAGCUCCCAUCUGGCCCCGGCCGUGCUGCACGCUCUGGAGAAGUUCACUGUGUAUACGCUGGACCUGGUAGUGCUGUUCGGCGUCAGCAGCACCUCUCCUGAGGAGGCCUGUGCUCAGGUGUUUUGCGAGGCUAAGCGGACGUCUCCCAGCAUCCUGUACCUGCCCCAUAUCCAGCAGUGGUGGGACACUGUGAGUGGGACCCUGAAGGCCACGUUUCUCAGCUUGCUGCAGGACAUCUCUUCAUUCUCCCCCAUAUUACUGCUGGCCACCUCAAACUUCUCUCACAGCGAGCUGGCAGAGGAGCUCCAGACUCUGUUCCGGGUUGAGUACGGAGAAGUUUUCCAAGUGCGGCUGCCCAACUGGACGGAGCGGAUGAAGUUCUUUGAGGAUGUGAUCCUCCAUCAGGCCGCUAAAGCUCCUCCAUCCAAAAAGAAAAGCCUGCUCCAGGCUCUGGAGGUUCUGCCUUUGGCUCCGCCCCCUUCCCGUCCUCAGAUGACUGAGUCAGAGCUGAUGCGUUUGGAGGAACAGGAGGAGGACACUCUGAGGGAGCUCCGCCUCUUCUUGCGCAGCGUCACCGAGCGACUGGCCCUGGACAGACGCUUUAAAGCCUUCACCAAACCUGUGGACAUAGAAGAGGUGCCCGAUUACUGCACUGUGGUAAAGCAGCCCAUGGAUCUGUCCACCGUGCUGACAAAGAUCGAUGUGCACAGUUACGUCACAGUGAAGGAGUUCCUGCACGAUGUGGAUCUGAUCUGGAAGAACGCUCUCGAGUACAACCCUGACAGCAAUCCCACCGACCGUCAGAUUCGUCACCGUGCAUGCGCUCUGAAGGACACUGUUCAUUCCAUCAUCAGAGACGAGCUGGAUGAAGACUUUGAGAAAAUAUGUCAGAAAAUCAGAGAAUCACGCAACAUGAGAGGUUGCGCCUCGUCCAGGUUUGCACCGUCCUUCUACCAGGUGAAGGAGGAAGGCCACGGAGAGUUUAGGCAUCCUCAGGUUAAAGAUGCCACGGCAACGCUGACGCCCAAAACACCACGGCCGAACCGGAAGCGUACCCGCCGGUCUUCCCGCACGGCCAAGACUCCGGCACAUGGGAAGCUGCCGAUCGACGCAGACGAAGCACUGAAGAUCCUGUCGCAGAAAACACCACGACUCAUCGUGGACCACGAGCAACUCAAGGAGCUUCAUCGGUUUGUGGUGGUGAAGACGGAGGGCUGUGAGGUGUUUCAGCUGGAGAAGCUCUACGCACUGCUCUGCCAGUGUAUCUACAGACACCGCAAAGAUUCCAACAAAACCGGCCUCAUUCAGGAAAUGAAGAGGGAAAUCGAAAACUUUCAGUGAAGCACCACCGCAGCUUCAAGUACAAUUUGAAUAAAAC